Entelurus aequoreus (snake pipefish) is the source of this 2433-nucleotide messenger RNA. RefSeq lists its product as uncharacterized. Bases 56 to 2086 code for a protein of 676 amino acids. Gene Ontology annotation, molecular function: protein dimerization activity. The record is from RefSeq and is a predicted model, not a curated record. The transcript is spliced from 8 exons. Lineage: Eukaryota; Metazoa; Chordata; Actinopteri; Syngnathiformes; Syngnathidae.
GCUUUUGGAAGUCGGCGCGCACACAACACGAAGAAGACGAAACAGAAGUGGAAACAUGGAGCCGACGAAUAAGAAGAAGAAGUACUCUUGCAAAUUCCAAGAGCAUUGGAAAGAGCAAUUCCAGUUCAUCGGGGACAGCGCGAAGGGGAAGGGGUAUGCUACCUGCAAUUUUUGUAGAUCAGACAUCUCCAUCGAACACGGUGGCCGGGCGGAUAUAAUCAUCCAUGAACGGUCAGGGAAGCACACUGCUGCGGCAAUGCAGCACGGCUCAGAGCCCAUUAUUAUGGACCAUCUGGAUAAAAGGAGACCCGAGGGUGUAACUUAUGCCGAGAUCAAAAUGGCUAUGCUGAUAGCUGCAAGCGACAUCCCGUUCUCAUUUGCGGACGAGUACUACAAAUCCGUGAAGGAUAUGUUCCCGGAUUCAGCGAUCGCUUGCCAGUCCGCAAAUGGCGGAACAAGGGCUACUCAAAUAGUGAAAGAUGCCAUUGCCCCGGAAUUGGACAAGGAAGUGAUCGAACUGUGCCAAAACCAACCCUUUGGUCUGAUCUGUGAUGAAAGCACAAGCAGAAACACGGAUAAAGAGUUUGUGAUAUUGGCGAGGGUUUACGAUCCGAAAACUCAGGAGGUGGUGACGAAGUUUCUGCACAUGCCAGUGUGCGACGUUGGCACAGCACAGGACCUCUUUGAGUCACUGAACACAGUGCUAAGUGACAAAAAAAUUGACUGGAGAAACGUUGUGGCGUUUAAUAGUGACAAUGCCAGUGUCAUGAAGGGGAAGCACAAUUCUGUUGUCAGCAGAAUCAAAGACAUGCAGCCGUCCCUAAUUGACGUGGGAUGCAUCUGUCAUCUGGUCCAGCUGGCCACAGAAUGUGGCAUUGAGGCUCUACGCCAGCCUAUUGAAGACAUCCUCAGCAGUAUAUAUGCUCACUUUGACAUCAGUGCCCAAUGUUGUGAAAUCGUCAAAGAGUUUAUGGAGUUCACAGACUCCGAAACUCUGGAGCUACUCCGAUACUGUGCGACCAGCUGGCUCAGCUUGCUGACUUGCAUAAACCAGGUGCUCAACCAGUGGGAUGCACUGCAGGCAUAUUUUGCCAGUCAUGAGGAUGUGGAGAAGCCUGGCAAGGUGAAGAUGCUGGCAGAGCAUUUAACCAACAAGAAGACAAAGUUCUUCUUCCUCUUCCUCUCCCAGGCUCUGAAACCACUGGCAGACUUCAAUGUUAUGUUUCAGGCUGAAGGAGUGAUUGUUCACAGGCUGCACCGGGAGAUGACCAGCCUGGUGAAAAGAAUAAUGGGAAGAUUUUUCCCUGCCAGCCUUAUUGCUGAUGUCCCACUGAAAGACAUCAAGUUCGAGGAUGCCAGCCUACAGUUGCCAGACAGCGAACUCUUUCUUGGAGAAGCUGCACAAAGCCUCUUGGAGGACAACAUGGAUGAACUUUCCUCCUCUGUCCCAAUGAUGUUCAAGGCAGUGAGAGACUUCUUUGUAGCUGUGACCACAAAGAUGAUGACUACAUUCCCCCUCGACAACAUCAUCCUCCAAAACCUGACCGUGUUGGACCCAGAGUCACGGCAUCGAUUUUCCCCAAACUCAGUUAUAGAGCUUGGGAAAAGUCUGCCGCAGCUGCGAUUGGACCUGGAUAGCCUCUGGGAUGAAGUAGUGGCGUACCAAGUGCUUGGCAGGGAAGAUCUUCCUAAGGAAGCAAGGAUUGACCGGUUUUGGGCCAUGCUAGGGAGAGGUGGAAGAUUCCAGACUCUGCUGCAUUUGAUGAAGGCACUUUUGUGCGUGCCACAUAGCAAUGCAUCAUCAGAGAGGGUGUUCAGCAUGGUUAGAAAGAUAGUGACGGAGAAUAGAACGACUAUGGACAAUUCAACCCUUAACUCACUCCUUUCAUGCAAAUUAAAUUUCACAGGUGCUGCCCAUACCUAUGAUCCUUCAAGGGCUAUGCUCAUACUUGCCAACCGUCCCGAUUUUCCUGGGAGCGUCCCGAAUUUCAGUGACCCUCCUGAAAAUCUCCUGGGGCAACAAUUAUCACAAAUUUCUCCCGAUUUCCACCCGGACAACAAUAUUGGGGGCGUGCCUUUAAGUUAAAGUACCAAUCAUUGUCACACACGAGGUGUGGCGAAAUUAUUCUCUGCAUUUCACCCAUCACCCUUGAUCACCCCCUGGGAGGCAAGGGGAGCAGUGAGCAGCAGCAGCAGCGGUGGCCGUGCCUGGGAAUAAUUUUUUGGUGAUAAAACCCCCAAUUCCAACCCUUGAUGCUGAGUGUCAAGCAGGGAGGUAAUGGGUCCCAUUUUUAUAGUCUUUGGUAUGACUUAACUCUCUAAUUCUGAGGUCUCAAGGUUGGCAAGUAUGGCUGUGCUACUGGCUGCUAAGCAAUGCACUUUCAAAUACAACCACGGGUAGAGGAGUGUUGUGUGUGUGUGUAUAUGUGUAAA